Alternaria ventricosa is the source of this 1056-nucleotide messenger RNA. It is a transcript of the gene ERG3, whose product is annotated as c-5 sterol desaturase. The record is from RefSeq and is a predicted model, not a curated record. Gene Ontology annotation, molecular function: iron ion binding; oxidoreductase activity. NCBI's taxonomy places the organism in Eukaryota, Fungi, Ascomycota, Dothideomycetes, Pleosporales, Pleosporaceae. The transcript has 2 exons. The coding region runs from base 1 to 1056 and encodes 351 amino acids. Gene Ontology annotation, biological process: lipid biosynthetic process.
AUGGACGUCGUCCUCGAACUAGCAGACACCUUUCUCUUCGACCCUCUCUACGCAACCCUCCUUCCCGCUUCUACAACCUCUUUCGUCGGCAAUGCAACGAUUUCGAGCAUUAGAGAGGAGCCCACGGGCUUUGCUCUUCCGCACGCGACCUGGCAGUACGAGCCUUCGACGCAAUUCUUCUCCGUCGAGCCCUCCAAGUAUGCCUACAUGAGCCAAUGGACACGCGACGACUGGCGGCGACAGGCGGUGUCCUUGUACCUCAUCACAUGGCUCUUUGGUGUCCUAGUAUACUAUGUCUUCGCCGGCGCCUCGUACUUCCUCGUCUUCGACAAGUCCACCUUCAACCACCCGCGAUAUCUCAAGAACCAGAUCAAGCUCGAGAUGAAGCAGGCCAACAUCGCCUUCCCCAUCAUGGCCAUCUUCACCGUACCGUGGUUUCUGCUGGAAGUCCGCGGCUACUCCAAGCUAUACGACACCGUGGACCAAGGCCCAGGACUCUGGUACAACUACCUUCAGUUCCCGCUCUUCUUCCUCUUCACCGACUCGGCCAUCUACUGGAUCCACCGCGGCCUCCACCACCCCCGCGUCUACAAGCACAUCCACAAGCCGCACCACAAGUGGAUCAUGCCCACGCCCUUCGCCUCGCACGCGUUCCACCCCGCCGACGGCUACGCCCAGGGCCUUCCCUACCACAUCUUCCCCUUCAUAUUCCCGCUCUCCAAAUUCGCAUACGUCUUCCUCUUCGUCUUCGUCAACAUCUGGACCGUCCUGAUCCACGACGGCGAAUACGCGCACAACUCGCCUAUCAUCAAUGGUGCUGCUUGCCAUACCAUGCACCAUUUAUACUUCAACUACAACUACGGUCAAUACACGACGCUCUGGGACCGUCUUGGUGGGAGCUACAGGAAGCCCAACGACGAGCUCUUUCAGAAGGAACUCAAGAUGUGCCAAAGCGAGUGGAAGAAGCAGGCUGAGGCUGUUGAUAAGAUGGUCGAGGAAGUUGAGGGUGACGAGAACGAUCGUACAUAUGCUUCUGAGACGAAGAAGCUCCGCUAG